CUUAACCCUAUUGAUCCUAGCUUUGGUAUGCUUUAUUGCUUGCAUGGUUUAUACAUACUUGCUUAAUUUAGAAUGCUUGAAUUGCAGAAAAACUCAUCCCGAAUUGAGGUGGAGCCUAGAAAGAUAAGAUUUAAAACUACAUCUGGUAGGAAAAAAUCGGUGGGAAAACUUUAGAAAUGGGAUGAUGGUUGAAUUGCAGAAAAAGUCAUCUAGAACAGAGGUGAAGCCUAGAAAUAUAAGAUUUAAAACUAUAGCUGGCAGGAAAAAAUUGGUGGCAAACUUUAGAAAUGGGAUGAUGGUGGAGGUUACCAGUGAUAUGGAAGGGUAUGAGGGCUCUUGGUACGUUGGUAGAAUUAUUGGCCUAGUUGGAAUUGAUAGGUUUCUAGUGGAAUACCGUGACUUGGUAGCAGAUGAUGAGAUCCAACCCUUGAGAGAAGAAGUAGAUGCAUGUCAUAUCAGGCCUUUUCCCUUCCAGUUCCAUCAAUUGCCCAUUAUAAAACUCUCCAAAACGUUGAUGCAUGGCAUAACGAUGGGUGGUGGGAGGGUGAGAUUUCAAAAGUUAAGGGUGACUCAAAGUAUGUUGUCUUUUUCAAACCUACAAAGGAGCAGAUAGUAUUUGAACAUUCUAAUUUGAGGCCUCAUCAAGACUGGAAAAGAUGGAAAAUGGUCCAUGGCUCAAGAGGAGAGUUCAAGUGAAUGUGUUGAUGGUGUAAAUUUGAAGAUGGAGGGCAUUAAGCGAAAGUUUAGAAAGGGGACAAUAGUGGAGGUCAGAAGUGAUGAAGAAGGUUACAAGGGUUCAUGGUACACUGUAAAGAUUGUGGAAAUAUUAGAGAAUGACAAUGUUCUGGUGGAAUAUCAAACAUUGAAAACGGAUGAUGAAACUGAAUUCCUGAAAGAAGAGAAAGAUGCUUCGGACAUAAGGCCUUGUCCCUUUGUCGUUCAACAUGCCUACCCUUAUGUAUUGGGUGAAAGAGUUGAUGCUUGGUAUAACGAUGGAUGGUGGGUAGGUUGUAUAUACAAAAUUCUUCAUUGCUCAAAGUACACAGUUUUCUUUGCUAUGUCAAAUGAGUUGUUGGAAUUUGAACAUAGUGAACUGAGGCCGCAUCUAGAAUGGAUCGGUGGAAAAUGGAUAGCUGCUUUAAAGGCAUGAACUUUAUAUGCCCCGUGGAGUGUGUCUGCGAGCAGAGGCCAUAACAACAAUGAAUAGAUGGA
Messenger RNA from Ziziphus jujuba (common jujube), 1212 nucleotides. RefSeq names its product protein AGENET DOMAIN (AGD)-CONTAINING P1. Bases 671 to 1150 code for a protein of 159 amino acids. Lineage: Eukaryota; Viridiplantae; Streptophyta; Magnoliopsida; Rosales; Rhamnaceae. The transcript has 2 exons. The record is from RefSeq and is a predicted model, not a curated record.